Linum trigynum is the source of this 1622-nucleotide messenger RNA. NCBI's taxonomy places the organism in Eukaryota, Viridiplantae, Streptophyta, Magnoliopsida, Malpighiales, Linaceae. The record is from the annotation of a GenBank genome assembly.
GGUCAUCAUAUUGGAACAAUUAAUUGAUGGUAAUAUCAAGAAAGAUAGCGUGGAAGUUCCAAUAAUAAACCAAGUAAGCCAAACCUUGUAGGGAAAAAAAGUAGGCCACCCAACAAUGGCCAUACACUUUGCAUGAAGCCUGUAAAACAAGGACAACCCAACACAUGCAGUCAACGCUGAUUACAACCUCCCCUCCAACCUGACGAGUCGUUAAAACCAAACUAUUAUUUCUAAUCUCCUCGAAAAAUUAGCGUAUAGACCCGUGGGCUUGGGGUGGUUGAGUGAAUUUAGAUUUCAAAUUUGGAAAAUUAGCACAUAUAUUAUUGUCAUGUUAAAAAAGAGAUGUGGAUUAUUCUCCAAAACCUAUCUAAAUAAGUAUCAAUACAAAAUUUAUCAAUCCCAUUCCUACUAUAAUUUGGAAUAUGUUCGAAUGGAUCAACAUAUCAAACUGUAAAAUUGUAAAUUAACCACACCUCAUACAUCACGACUGUAUGACAGGUCCCUCUGCCCUCUCGUCCAAGGAUACAACAGCUGGAGCCAGUAGAACCUGACAUGGUUGUUUGUAUGUGAGAUGAGGCUACGAGGAGUGGAUCUCACGCGGCUGGGGAUGGCGAUUUUGACUCUGGCUCGGGAUAUUCUAUUGGCUAAAGGAGUUCAGUUUCCAGGAAUUGUUGACCCUGCUGUGGUGGAAUUGCUAGUCCUCCGUGAAGCAAUGUUGUGGUGUCUGGAGCAUGGUUUCGCGGUGGUCAGAUUUGAGAGAGAUGCCAAGGUGAUUAUCGAUAAGAUCAAGCAGGCGGAUGUCAGAGAUAACCAGAUGGGUGUUGUUCUUGAUAAAGUAGUGCAGUAUUUUGCUGCCCAUUCCGGGUUUAGUAUUCGAUUCGUAGGUCGGUGUUAUAAAUUAUAAUAGAGUAACUCAUGUGGUGGUAGGGAUGGCAAUGGGUCGGGUUGGGGCGGGUUUUGUCAAAUCCAAACUCAAACCCAUGGGUUUAUCCACCAAAAAAACCCAGGGUAAAACCCGUUGGGUUUGAAAAACUCAAACCCAACCCAACCCGCUGGGUAUCCGCGGGUUCAUGGGUACCCAUGGGUUUUUGUGCUAAAAAUUUUACAAUAAUAAGUUUCUUUCAAAAUAAAAGUUUAACAUCAAUUUUCUCAUACAAAAAACACCAAUUUAGAGCAUACAAGCAAACCGUAAAUGAUCAAUACAAAUUGUUCAAAAUUAAAGAUAAACAUCUAUAAACAAUAAGAUUAAUUGAAAGCUUCUUCCUCGUCAACUAAGUUGCUUCACUCUCCACUUUAUAAUAUCAACUUCAUUCUAAACAAUUAGAAAGAACAAAUUAUACAUGUCUCCACAAACAUAAAGAAUAUUAGUUGUUUAAGGAAGAUAUAUUAUUUGAAAUAUUAAAUAUACCGAGAAAAUAAUUAUAUGUAUGUGGGCGAGUACCCAUGGGGCGGGUUUACCUAAACCCAAACCCAACCCGACUCGAUGAAUAGUGUAGUAGGUUUGAACCCAAACCCGUCAACACGGGUUUUACCCGCGUUGACCGGAUUGGGUCGGAUGCAUACCCGUGAGUUCGGGUUUUGUUGCCAUCUCUAUGUGGUGGUUAUAAAGACCCUUUUAUCAA